Molecule: messenger RNA, 1894 nt
Organism: Rhipicephalus microplus (southern cattle tick)
Lineage: Eukaryota; Metazoa; Arthropoda; Arachnida; Ixodida; Ixodidae
Gene: RabX6
Product: RAS oncogene family member RabX6
Molecular function (GO): GTP binding; GTPase activity
Source: RefSeq, a predicted model, not a curated record
UAUCGUCAUUUUGGCAUUAGAAAAGCGCAGUGUCGCAAUAGGUUUGCGUUAUACGUGAAAAUGUUACCUAGCCGAAACGCUCAUUUAAACUGCUUAAAGUUGAUCAGAGAAAUCCGAUAAUUUCAUUUCUGUACUUGUAUGUCCGCAACUGAGUAUCUUAAGCUAGCUUACGUUGUUAAUAUAUACUUAAUAUUCUCUCAUGGUCAUCUACAAUCACCGCUGAAAACACGGCGCAAGGCGGCUUUUCCAUUUUUCCUCUCAGCAAUGGCAUCAACAAAGCUACCUGAGCAGAAAGUUAUUCUCUGUGGAGAGUACGGUGUUGGGAAGAGUUCGCUGUUUCGUAGGUUCACGACUAACACUUUCGUUGCAAGCAACGAUCGAAGCUCCACGCUUGGUUUGGACCAUUUUGACAAAGUCUAUAAAGUUGCGGGACGGGAUCUCAAGCUGCAGCUCUGGGACACUGGGGGCAUGGAGCGUGUGGCAUCCGUCACGUCCAGCUACUACAAGUUUGCUGAGGCAGCUGUGUUGGUGUUUAGCCUGGACAAUCCUGACUCAUUCAACAUCUUGUCACAGCACCUGCUCGACAUCGUAAGCUAUGCUGAGAAUGCUAAGAUCUUUCUCUGUGGAAAUAAAGUUGACUUAGUAGGCCGCAUAUACGUCUCAGAAGCAGAUAUAGAAGCUUUCUGUGAGCAGUGCCACAAUCUCAUGAGUGGGGUUUACCGCACUUCAUGUAAAACUGGUCAAGGCAUCGAGGAGAUGUUCACAGACAUUGCACGGCAGCUUGUCAUGUCUUGCAGAGUGAAGGAUUUGGAUGAUGUGGCCAAAGACUCAUUCAAGGUCACCCAGCCAGAAGAAACACAGGAAUCAUGUAGUUGCUAGGCGUGAAGGAUCAGCACACUUAAGAUAAAAACGCGAUAUAGCAGCUGACUUAAAGAGAAAGUUGAAAUCCUUCAAACCCACCUGCUUUCUACUGCAUAGGAUAAACCCAUUGCCAAUUUUUCUCAAAAUGGUGCAUUGUUUUGUGCCUGUUAGUGAUCAUGGCCAUUUUUGUAUAUCAGCACGAAGGUGCUAUUUGACGUGGACUUAAGAGGCAUUUGUUUUCAUUGCUUUAUUACUAGGUCAUUUUGGCCCAUGCACAAGCCAUAUUUCAGAAUUUUCCAGUCACUUCCAUAGUGCGAGUUACAACUGCUCUUUAAAAAGCUAUUCAGUGUUGAUUUGUUUUCACAUUCUUAUCACGUUGCCUGCACAAGGAUUGUGUCAUUGUGUAUGAGUUUGCCAGUUUUUUGUGCAACUUUACAAACUUUAUGCAUGUCAAAAUAGAUUGUACAUUCAUGUAAAAGUGUUGUAUAGUUAGUUACCAAUAUUGUGCAAGCACUUUCAGAGUGUAUUGCUUGUUUACAAAGCUGCGUAAUGGGAUUCAACAUGUAUCUGGAAUACGUGGCAUGUUGCUCAGCCACUUGGCCCAAGAUUUGUUUGCAGCCACUUCAUUCUUUGCUUGCCAGCUCAAUAAGUGUUGUGCAAGAAAGCUUGUAUGAAAAUAUUGUUCGGUCAUCUGCUGAUUGGGCAGUUUUUCAUUAUAUAUAUAUAUAUAUUUUGCAUUGAGGCAGAAGGAACAAAGUGCCAAACAUAUGUGGACAUAGUGGCGAAGCCAUGUUUUUUUGAGAUGGUGUCUAUUACAAUUGUUUGUUGUCGGUGAAAUACUAUUAGUUGACAGAAUGCUAUGAAACCAAUUGUCGUACGCCUUUAUUAUAGCUGUGCUAUGUACAUAUCAUGUAGUUUCCUAUCAGACAUGCAUCUUGCAAAACAGGGAGCCCUUAUGGCACCAUGCACUGUUCACAGUUAAUAAUUGGGUAUAAUUUUCAAGUUUUGCUAAUAAAGUGCUUAUAACAGUAAA